Molecule: messenger RNA, 3303 nt
Organism: Trichosporon asahii var. asahii CBS 2479
Lineage: Eukaryota; Fungi; Basidiomycota; Tremellomycetes; Trichosporonales; Trichosporonaceae
Exons: 3
Coding region: 1-3303 (1100 amino acids)
Biological process (GO): protein import into nucleus; RNA export from nucleus
Cellular component (GO): nuclear pore
Molecular function (GO): structural constituent of nuclear pore
Source: RefSeq, a predicted model, not a curated record
AUGCUCGGCCUCAUCGGUCUCGCCUUCUCGGCGCUUGCCGCUGUCAUUAAGUUUGCCUGGGCUCACCCUGUUAUUUUCCUCGGCAUCCUGAGCGGAUUAUGGGUCGGGUACAAGUAUGCGCUGAGGCGGUACAACCAGCGCUGCGCGAUCCAGAAGUACAGGCUGGAACAGCGCCGCCGCGCCGGCAUCCCCGACAGCGACAAGCGGCCGUGGAUCAUCGCGCGCCCCGCGGCGGAGCUUCGGCGGCGUGAGGAGAUCCUCGCGAAGCAACAGAAGGAGCGCGAGGAGAAGGAGCGGAAGGAACAGGCCGACCGCGAGCGCGAGAUCCACGAGUGGGGAUCGCGAGCCGUUCACGAGCUCAGGCGCAUGAGCAGGAGCGACCUCGACCAGCUCGCAGGACAGUAUCAGUCGCCCCGCAGACGGAAACCCUUCGAUCCGCCUGAGGUGGAUGAGGAACCCGCCAAGCUGGCGCAGAAGAAGCGCGGACGCGGAGAUUCAUCGGACAGUGAAGAGGAGGCGCCCUCCCAGCGCCGCCGGAAGGGCAAGGAGGCCAUGCUGGAAGAAGAAGACGAGGAGGAGGACGAGGAAAUGAACUACAUCCACGAACUGGAGGAUAUGGACGUCGACGUGAUCAAGCAUGGGCUCUCCGAGAAGCGCGCAGCGGCCAAGCGUUCAGCAGCCGACAGUGCUGAACCCCGCAAGCGGCGACGCAAGAUUUUCGAUCUGUCCGAUUCCGACUUCCACACCGACGAGGAAGAGGGUGGGGAGAAGAUGGACGAGGACGACGAUGUAUCCGUCAAGGAGGAGCGCGUCACCCCCGAAGUCUCGCCAGAGGAGAAGAGCCAGACCGGGACACCCGUGCAGCAACUCCCCCUCAUCGACCCGAAGCUGCACCGCGUCGAUGGACCCGAGGGACUGCCCAUCUAUGGCGACGUGCCGGGCACACUGCGCGGCAAGGUGUUCACGGACGCCUCUGGCGUCAAGUGGUUCGAGGCCAACAGCGGCGAGGUCUACCGCGCCGAGGAUCUUCGCAUCUCGGCACGGAAGUACAACAUGCCCCUCGACUCCGCGCACCCGGACACGCUAGAGGAGGCCGGCGAGCUCGUGCGCGCCUGGGUUCAGGAGGGCGAGUACGACGAGCUCAAGGCGGCAGGACGGCUGGGCUGGCAGCCCGACUCGCCCUCUGCGCCUCGGACGGCCAACACCUCGCCGGCAGUCAAGGAGCUGCCGAAAGUGAGGCACUACGGGCGUAUCGGCAUGAGUCGCAAGGUCUCCGUCCCGCCCCAGCUCGACAAGGGCAAGGGCCUGUACGCCGGUGCGAACCUGGGCAGUCCGGCUCGCAAGAACCGCUCCACCUCAUCGGCGAUCCGCUUCCAGCCCCGUCAACUCUCAGAGGCUGGCCGGACGAAACGCCACGACGAGCUCAUCGCCAAGCUGAACCGAAGCGUCUCGGCUGCUGUGCCCAAGACACCCCUCUCGCCUACUGGAGGGGCACUGAGCCAGAGCGCAAAGGUCGAGGCAUCGAGUCCGCUCGCGAAGAGCUCUAUUUCUGCAGCCGGUGCGGGCGAGAAGCCCGCGUUCUCGUUUGGGUCGGCGUCGACUGCUUCCGCCGCGGGCGAGAAGAAGGAGGAGCCCAAGGCCGCGGGUGGGUUCAGCUUCGGCGCUCCGGCCGCUGCGGCCAAGGCGGAGGUGAAGAGGGAUGACGCCCAGCCUGCCGCGGGCGGGUUUAGCUUCGGAGCUCCGGCGGCCCCGGCGAAGACGGAGGAGAAGAAGGACGAGGCACCCAAGCCUGCAGCUGGUGGAUUCUCAUUUGGCGCGCCGGCCAAGAAGGACGACAAGCCUGCCGACAAGCCCGCCGACAAGCCGGCAGUCUCCUUUGGCGCCCCCGUUGCCCCCGCCAAGCCGGAAGAGAAGAAGGAGGAGACCCCCAAGCCUGCCGCUGGUGCUGGUGGAUUUUCGUUCGGCGUUCCGGCGAAGAAGGAUGAGGCUCCCAAGCCUGUCUCUGAUGGCUUCUCAUUCGGUGCUACGGCCAAGGCGGAAGAGAAGAAGGACGAGGCGCCCAAGCCCGCUGCCUCGUUCUCCUUCGGUUCGACCGCCUCUGCCACCGACAAGCCCGCCGACAAGCCUGUGUCUUCCUUCUCCUUCGGUGCCCCUGCCGCCGCGAAGAAGGACGAAGCGUCUAAGCCCGCCACGGGAGGGUUCUCGUUCGGCGCCCCCGCCAAGACUGACGAGAAGAAGGACGAGGCGCCCAAGCCCGCAUCCAGCUUCUCCUUCGGCGCAGCCAAGGCUGCCGACAAGCCGGCCUCGUUCUCCUUCGGCUCCCCCGCUCCCGUCACGGACAAGCCAGCCACAUCGAGCUUUGGCGGCUUCGGUGCCGCCGAGAAGAAGGACGAACCCGCCAAGCCUGCCUCUUCAAGCUCGUUCUCGUUCGGCUCCUCGGCUCCCAAGGCCGACGAGGCGCCCAAGCCAACGUCGAGCUUCUCGUUCGGAUCCACCGCUCCCGCCGACGACGAGCCGGCCACCGCAGGCUUUGGCGGGUUCGGCUCCACUCCGGCUGCCGAGAAGAAGGACGAGGCGCCCAAGCCUGCCUCUUCCGCGUCUUCGUUCUCGUUCGGCUCGUCUUCUGCGGCCAAGCCCUCCGGAUUCGGCGGGUUCGGCUCAGCCCCGGCUGCCGAGAAGUCAGCCGACAAGCCUGCCUCGAGUUUCUCCUUUGGUUCGGGCCCCGCGGACAAGCCCGCCGCCGCCUCCUCUUCGUUCUUCUCCUUCGGCUCCACUACGGACAAGCCGGCCUUCGGCAGCGACAAGCCCUCCUUCGCCUCGGCUGUGAAGGCGGAUGCUCCGAAGUCUGCUCCCACGUUCUCUUUCGGCUCAGGCGUUUCGACCGGAGGUGAGAAGAAGGAUACGCCCGCCUUCGGUUCCGGCUUCGGUACUGCCAACGGAGCAGCCGGGGGUAGCUUCAGCUUUGGCUCGAACCCGGGCUCGGGCUCGAGUACGCCCGCUGCUGCACCGGGAGGCUUCAGCUUUGGCGCCCCCUCUGGAGGAGCUGGAACCGGGGCAGCUAAGUCCGCGUCGACGUUCACUUUUGGCUCUAGUACUCCUGCUGCUGGUGGAAACCAGCCGGCGUCUGGUGGGUUCUCAUUCGGCGCGCCCUCGAGCGGUGCGACCGGCACGGGUGGUGCGGCUGCUGGAGGGUUCAGUUUCGGCGCCGCGCCGUCGAGCGACGCGAGCGGCGGGUUCAGCUUUGGCGCCCCCGCGCCCGGUAGUACGGGGGAGAGGCCGAUCCGCAGCCUGCGUAGGAAGUAG